Messenger RNA from Zasmidium cellare ATCC 36951, 1830 nucleotides. RefSeq lists its product as uncharacterized. The transcript is spliced from 2 exons. Gene Ontology annotation, molecular function: DNA-binding transcription factor activity, RNA polymerase II-specific; zinc ion binding; DNA binding. The coding region runs from base 1 to 1830 and encodes 609 amino acids. Gene Ontology annotation, cellular component: nucleus. The record is from RefSeq and is a predicted model, not a curated record. Gene Ontology annotation, biological process: DNA-templated transcription. Lineage: Eukaryota; Fungi; Ascomycota; Dothideomycetes; Mycosphaerellales; Mycosphaerellaceae.
AUGACCGUAGACGAUACUGUGGCUUCUACCGAUCUUCAGAACCCAGCUGAUGCUUUGGAGUUUCUGGCACAUGUUGCUGAACGUGAUUCUGGGGGUAAUCAGUUGCCACCAAUGCACAGCUCAGUGUAUGGAAGACCUGAGAAUCGUUUGAAUGCAACUGGAAAUGGAGGACCGCAGUUACCUCAGGCAAGUCCAAAUGGUGGACUUGACUAUCCUCCUUUCAAUAAGGGACAGCUGAGUCUAGAGAUGAUCCACGCAUUGUUGUACCGGUACGAGGAGAAGUAUCAUCCAUUCUUUCCACUGGCAAACCCAGCAGCAAUGGACCCGAACAACCUCCCAACGAUCGCCGCGAAAGAGCCACACCUUCUGGCGGCAAUCCUGACAGUCGCCUCCAAGGAUGAGAAGGAUUGGUGGGAAGUGCAUGACGCCUGCUCUUGGCACAUGCAGACUUUAGUCGCCAGCCUUGUCUACAGUGGUUCAGGUUCUGUAGAAGCAGUCGAAGCAAUGCUCAUUCUAGCUGAAUGGGUGCCUCGUCGACCACAUUCGACGCCCUCCAUCGGACGUGGUGAAGAAGAUCAAGCAGCCUGGAUGUACGUGGGCACCGCGAUACGCCUUGGAUACCUUCUUGGAAUUGAUCGGACAGGCUUUCGUGCAGAGAGUGAGGCACAGACAGCAGACCUCAACAGGAAGCGACUCGCCUGGGCCAGCUGUUAUAUGAGUGACAGACAGAUCUCGGUCAGGAUAGGCAAGGCGUUCUGGUCUCGUGGUCCUGGCCCUAUGACAGCCUUACGCGCCCAGGACUUCCCUAGUCUACAGCCUCGUCUUCACCGCCACGAUGAUUUUGCCGCCAUUUACCAAGCAAAUUUGGAGCUCACACAGCUCUUCAGCAAUGCCCACGACGUGCUAUACGCCACGAAAAGUCGCUCAAAUCAGCUCAACUUUGGAGGCGAAUAUGUGAAAUAUAUCGACGACUUCCGCGUAGCUUUAAGGCACUGGAACGAAUCGUGGGGCGUCUUCACCUGCUCGCCGCCACUGAAGGCCAGUCUGAUCCUUUCCUACGAAUACCUACGGCUCUACGUCAACGCAUUUGCAUAUCAGGCUACUCUGAAUCGACUGAUUAACAAGAUGAAGGAGGCAAUGGACAAUGGCCAGACCGCCCGAGCUCCAGCCUAUCCUUUCGCGGAUGUGGCAGCGACGCCAGAUGCGAGAUUCAUCUACGACGCCAUUGAUGCUGCCAAGGCUCUGCUGAGUACCUUCUGCAGUUUCGUCGACCCUCAAGAGACGUUCCGCUUCAUGCCUCUGCGAUACUACCUUUAUGUCAUCUAUUCCGCCGUCUUCCUCUAUAAAGCGAGAUCGACGGGUGUGAUGGGUGGUGAUACUAGAGGUUCGGUAAAGCGUCUCAUCAGCGACACGAUGGACAAUCUUCAGAAAUCGAGUGCCUGUCCCAACGAUGUGGGAGAACGUUACUCUCGCCUCAUCCGGCUGCUGUGGAGGAAGCCGCCCGGUCGCGGAAGUAUCGCUGAACCUAACGACAUUACGAGGCCUGGCACCGCUCAACCAGGCGGACAAGGCGUACCAAAUCGAAGCGCAGAGCCAGUGCCAAUGGAAGCGGCUCCGCCUUCGAUCAACCAGUUCAGCUGGCUAGACUUGGGGGCAGUUGGCGACUUCGCCGUUGAGAACAACAACUCUAUUGCAGGCAGCAUGAUGGAUAACCUCGAUCGAUUCGAGGACAGUUCCGCAGAUGGCUUCUCUCAAUUCGACCCUACCAUGAUGAUGUCGCCUCAGCAGUUUGCAUGGAACGGAUUGCCGCCUCAGGGCAUAAUCUUUUGA